Molecule: messenger RNA, 963 nt
Organism: Nycticebus coucang (slow loris)
Lineage: Eukaryota; Metazoa; Chordata; Mammalia; Primates; Lorisidae
Product: putative olfactory receptor 10D3
Exons: 1
Coding region: 31-963 (310 amino acids)
Biological process (GO): G protein-coupled receptor signaling pathway
Cellular component (GO): membrane
Molecular function (GO): G protein-coupled receptor activity; olfactory receptor activity
Source: RefSeq, a predicted model, not a curated record
UGCUUUUCCAGGACUCCCCCAAGUGUCAACAUGAGGAACUGCACCUCCGUGGCACAGUUCAUCCUGCUGGGCAUUCCUAACACUGCAGGGCUGGAGAACAUGCUCUUGGUCUUCUUUCUGGCCUUCUACCUCUUCACCUUGCUGGGGAACCUGCUCAUCUUCCUCACUAUUCUGGCUUCUUCCAACCUCCACACCCCCAUGUAUUUCUUUCUGGGAAACCUGUCUGUGUUUGAUAUAUUUUUCCCUUCCGUUAGUUCUCCCAAAAUGAUGCUCUACCUAAUGGGGCAAAGCCGAACCAUCUCCUACCAGGGCUGUGCCUGCCAGGUCUUCUUCUACCACGCCCUCGGGGGCACUGAGUGUCUCCUCUACACUGUGAUGGCGUACGACCGCUUUGUGGCUAUCUGUCACCCUUUGCGAUACACUGUCACUGUGAACCACAGGGUGUGUACCGGCCUGACAGUGGGCGCUUGGCUGGGAGGCUGUGUACAUGGAAGUAUCCUCACCUUUCUCACCUUUACAUUACCCUACUGUGCCUCCAAUGAAGUGGCUAAUUUUUUCUGUGACAUACCAGUGGUGCUGCCCCUGGCCUGUGCAGACACCUCUCUAGCACAGACGGUGAGUUUUACUCAUGUGGAUGUUGUGACUCUUGUAUGUUUCUUUCUUAUCCUCACUUCCUAUAGUCGUAUCCUUUUUUCCAUACUGAAAAUCAGCUCUUCGGAAGGCAGGAACCGGGCCUUUUCAACUUGCAGUGCUCACUUGCUGUCAAUCCUCUUGUUUUAUGGGCCUGUGAUGCUCAUCUACCUCCGGCCUGCUUCCAGCCCUUGGCUAGAUUCUGUUAUUCAGGUCUUAAAUAAUAUUGUCACGCCUUCUCUUAAUCCUUUGAUUUAUACCUUGAGAAACAAGGAUGUGAAAUUGGCCCUAAGGAAGAUGUUAACUCAAAUGGUGCACGCUUCUGGGGUAUAG